AUGAACAAGCCAACAAAAACAUCACAGUCAACGCCAGUGCCUGACAUUCAAGCCGAAAGUACGAAACGACCACUUCUGCCGCCAAUCUUACCUCGAGCAGAUGAAGCCGAAGCACCCUCUGCAAUGCUCGCCCCUAGCCAACGUGCUCCGGCCGCCGUCUUCGGGAGCUCCGGCCUUCCUCCAAAUGCUUGGAGGCGGUCUGUUGAGGAGGAGAAGCGCCGUCAGCACCGCGAAUCGCCAGUCGCACAUCAGCCAAAAGUUGAAACGGAUUGGCAUACACGAAGCAUGUCCCAGACACCCAUGGCACUUCAAGCCCUGCUGACUACAGAUCUGUCAUCAAAAAGAGAACGUGAAUCCACAAAUUUGACCAGUAGCCCACGCCCUCUCGACCACGGUCUACCAAUGGCACCUCCGCGUCCCUCGACGGCGCGCGUCAUGCCACGGCCCAGUGGACUUCCAGCACACGGCCUGUCGACUCCAUCAACAUCGUGGAACAGUCAGUUUCCAGGGACUUCACAGGAGUCGCGAACACUAGCAACGCAGAAGACUUCCGCCUCUUCCGGAGAAAGCUCCGGGUCGAGGACAAACACAAAUGUAGCACCAGCGAUGGGGUCGUCUUCCGCGUUGGCGCCCUCCUCCGCCUCGCCCUGGUUCACGUGUCCCAGCGUUGAUCAUACCCUACGCAUACAUCAAGGUCUGCCCCCCGCAACACAAGUCAAAUUCCAACUUCGAAUCAUCCAGCAACCGCAAGAAGCGCUGGCUGUUGGUGAAUCCACAGAUGUGCACAAACAGGCCCGCAAUCUCCCCCUAGACCCACCGCCGGUCUGCGAGUUGGUCACGCGCGACGAUACCUUUGCAAACUUUUUGCAUCUACCCGAAGUGAGUCUGCGCGCUCACCUCGUGGCAGCCGCCGCACCGCACAAAGAGCUUCUUGCCGGACCUGGAGAGCAAGGUGCUCUCAUCAAUGGCAUCCACGAGGGUGCUUUUGUAGCACCCAUCACAGAUAGCGUCACGCGGAGCUUCUUCAUCUUCACCGAGAUCGGGAUCAGACCCUCUGGUCAAUUUCGCAUACGCUUCGACCUUGUGGAUCGAGCGGGUCUCUCCUUUAAACAUGUCGCCUCCGUCUACACAGACCCUUUCACGGCGCACAGCGACCGCAACCAGUUCUCUGGCCUGCAGAGGUCUAGCGAGCUGCUGCGCGCAGUAGCUCGCAGAGGUCUCAAAGUCCGCAUCGUCGACGUUCUUCCGCUAGCAUUCAAACGACGCAAGACUGAAGCAGCCGCAACAGCCUUUCGAAACAUCUCGGCCCCCGUUUCGUCUAUGCAGGCGCCCGCUUUUUAUCCGCGGCAGCGCCAGUCUGACCAGCUCCCUCCACCAUUACUGCACUCUGCGGAGGAUCUUCAGACGACAAGACACGUCUCAUAUGAGUCCUCACCUCGGCCGAUGGUGGAUACGAGGGCAAUCCCACAAAUGCACGGUGACCCUCUGCGGUCGGUAGACCUGGCGUCGAGGGGCCCUGCCGAUUUUCCCGGUUCGGAGAGGACUUCGGAAGCCAAUUCUAAUCGCAACAGAGGUCGCUUCUCCGCUCCAAUUGGCGCUGAAGAGCUCGAGAGAGUAAAGCUGCCUCCUCCCAAUCCUUACAAGAUCAAUCAGCAUGUGCCCCGCUAUGCGCAAACGCCUCUGCUGCGAGCAUCGACUGAUCUGGACGGAGGCCGGCUUAGCGCUCCUAUCUCUCAUUUCUCCGCUCGAGAGGAGUUCUUGGGCUCCACCGGCCUCAGUGGACAUCCUCAGACCAGUGCCAGCGGGUCUCGUCGUCAGACCUUCGUAGAUUACGAAAGACGACCCCCGUCGGACGUGGCAAUCCAGGAUCGCCGAGGCAGUAGCAGCAGCUUGGAUGCAGACAGACAUGACAGCUUACCACCGUCAAGGCUGCAACGCCAGAUGGAUGCCCUUCCGAGUCCGAUGCCACCACCUGGAUUGCUCCGGCCUGCUGAUCCACUCAGCAUGCGAGAUGGGGCCUCCAUCGGCCCAGACACAUUACCUCCACCAUCGUCCAUCUUCUCUCGAGUGAUCGCGCGUCCAAUGAGGGAGCUAGGCCGCUAUGAGGUUGCUGAUGACGAUGCUCGACGGGCGGACUUGUCAGACGACGAAGUGCAUGCUCGACGCUUAUUCCACGCUCGGACAGAAGGCUCCAUGGCACCUCCUGCUGCCGCGGAAAUGAAAGGAGCAGGAGGAUCUUCGACCAGACCGCAAGAUUUCGAGCACACCCUCGAUGCCAGCCAUCGAUUUCGAGAUCAAAGCCGGAGAGAGGGAGACGCAGACGUGCAAGACGGUGAGGUUGAUCGCUUUCCAAAUCCUUGCGAGCACAUCCUGAUUGCGCAAGAUCUCUGUCGACGAAUCUAA
Molecule: messenger RNA, 2403 nt
Organism: Ceraceosorus guamensis
Lineage: Eukaryota; Fungi; Basidiomycota; Exobasidiomycetes; Ceraceosorales; Ceraceosoraceae
Exons: 2
Coding region: 1-2403 (800 amino acids)
Source: RefSeq, a predicted model, not a curated record